Spirodela intermedia is the source of this 1119-nucleotide messenger RNA. Lineage: Eukaryota; Viridiplantae; Streptophyta; Magnoliopsida; Alismatales; Araceae. The record is from the annotation of a GenBank genome assembly.
AUGGCUCGCUCUCUUUUCGCACUUCUCUUCAUCGCGGUGAGUUGGAGCUCUCUACGUCUCACCACUUCUCGGUCGAUAACCCGCCGGCGCGGUUUGAAGUAUUCUCUCCGAUCCUGGUGCAGGUCGCGGUAGCAGCAGCAUCAGCCGCGAAUUUAGCUCCCCAGAACUACUGGGAAACCGUGUUGCCUAACACUCCCAUCCCCAGCGCGCUACGCCAGCUACUGCCGGCAGGUUUUCCUCUCUCUCCACCUCGCUCAUUGCUAAAAGUGGUCUGGUCACAGAGUCCCUCGUCGUCUGACUGUUUUCCAUUCCGCGUCCGCAGAUGCGAAGGCCGGCGUGGACUCCAGCCUCUUCGGCGUCGGGGUGACCGUGGGAACGUCCCCACCGACUGGUGUCUUCGUCGGAGUGUUAGGCUUCAACUACGCGUACGCCGCCACCGACACGCAGGUCCACGACAACGCAGACGUGGCUCUCUUCUUCCAGGAGAAGGACCUCGUCCCAGGGUCCAAGAUGAACCUGCACUUCACCAGGACCGCGUCCAACUCCGCCUUCCUGCCCCGCUCGGUCGCCAACUCCAUUCCCUUCUCCUCCGCCAAGAUGUCCGACAUACUGAGCCUCCUCUCCGUCGAACCCCACUCAGAGAAAGCGGCGGCCAUUGAGAAGACCCUGCACAGGUGCGAGGAGCCGGCCGUGGCGGGCGAGACCAGCUUCUGCGCCACCUCACUGGAAUCCAUGGUCGACUUCACCACCGCCAGCCUCGGCUCUCGCGACCUCGUGGCGCUGUCCACUGAGGUCAGCAAGGCGGGCUCGCCGAAGCAGACUUACGUCAUAGCGCCCUCCGGCGUGCAGAAGCUCGCCGGCGGCAAGGCCGUAGCCUGCCACGCUCAGUCGUACGCGUACGCCGUGUUCUACUGCCACGCCACGCGCGCCACCAAAUCCUACGUGGUGUCUCUGGCGGGGAAGGACGGGACCCUGGUGGAGGCUGUGGUGGUGUGCCACACCGACACGUCCAGCUGGAACCCCAAGCACAUCGCCUUCCAGCUGCUGAAGGUGAGCCCGGGGACCCCGGUGUGCCACUUCCUCCCGCAGGACCACGUCGUCUGGACCCGUCGCACCUAG